This is a messenger RNA of Triplophysa rosa, 2199 nucleotides long. It is a transcript of the gene tmem79b, whose product is annotated as transmembrane protein 79b. Gene Ontology annotation, biological process: regulated exocytosis. The transcript is spliced from 5 exons. Lineage: Eukaryota; Metazoa; Chordata; Actinopteri; Cypriniformes; Nemacheilidae. The record is from RefSeq and is a predicted model, not a curated record. Gene Ontology annotation, cellular component: lysosomal membrane; trans-Golgi network membrane. Bases 137 to 1357 code for a protein of 406 amino acids.
CUUUAAAAGCCUGUCCCUUUAAGAAACUUCACCUGGACACACCUGAACUUCCACAACGGGAGUUUCACUUCAAAAAAAGGAAGAAAAACAUUUCAGAAAAUAUAACAUCGUGUGCCGAAAUCGGGGCCCUGGGAAGAUGAAAAAGGGCCUUCCUGCAAAAGUUGCAGUGCCCCAGACCCCUGAAUGGGUUGCAGAUGUGGACAAUCUAACAAAAACCAUAAACGGCACAGAGGGUUCCAAAGCAAUGAUGAAAUGUGCAGAUAUGGAACCCAGUACCCUACAGUGGCCCGAGAAGAAAUCUAAACCACAAAGCACAGGCAAGGACGGAGAGACCACAAGCGUGAGAUCCAAUUGCGUAUCGCUCCGAGGUGGAGUGAGCAGGACGGAAAGCGAAAGGGAGGAGUUUGGGAUGGGAGAGAAGCAGAAGAUGGGUGAGGGAUGGAUGGAGACGGACGGAAAAAGGGCUUCCGAGAUGGAGCUGAGGAAUGGAGUGAAAAGCAUCUCUUACUCGGAGAUCGAGGUGGAGGAGGAGAAUGUUAUGCCAGAGAAAGCAGCUGGAGUGUUUAAUACCAGCGUCACCGUUCUGCGCACCACCAGCCAGCCGGAAUAUCCCCAGGAUAGAGUUGACACCUGGAGAGAUGGUGAAGAAGAGAAAAGCCAAUUCCUGGGGACACACAGUAUGCAUGGAACACCUCUAGACGAGUAUAACAGAGACUGGCCUAUUGAGAGCGAACCAUACUGCUGUAUCUAUGACGGGUCGAGUCGCGAAGCCCUUAAACUGGGUGCAUCUAUGUUCACUUCGGCUUUAAUCUUCCCACUAUUGGUGUGGGGUGGGUACGUCUUCCUCCCAUUUGAUGCCCCUCCACUCGACAGCGCACCCCUAAGGCUGGUCUACACAUUGCGCUGCUCUGUUUUUGCAGUCAUACCUAUUGUGCUCGGUGUGUUGGUACUAGGCGUGUCCCGUCUGUGGUAUCGCUCAUUGAAGCCGCGAUUUGAGGGGGAGAGGGAAGUUAAACAGGUUGCCGUUCACCAGCGCUACGUGGAGGAUUCCAUCUCCCUCUUUCUUCUUUACUUUUUGCAGCUGGCUGUCAUGGCUGCGUACCUGAAUCAAGAUCUGCUUAAACUGGUUCCUCUUCUCACCAUCGUCUUUGCAUUUGGCAGACUGCUUUACUGGAUCACAGCAGUGUGCGACAGCAGCAUACGGGGUGUUGGCUUCGGGUUCUCCUUUCUUCCGAUGCUGGUCAUGCUGGUGGCAAACCUCUACUUCAUCUUCCUCUCAGAUUCUGCAGGUUCUCUGUUUGCACUAGACGUCCCCGAAACACAAGUUCCUCCAGUCAAGCAGAGGUUUUGGGGCUAGAACAGCCACGUUGGACUCCUUGGCAACUGGACAUCUCAAAGCUUAGAGCCAGCAUAUGUGCAUUGGACUAGAACAUUUCUGUUUGAAAAUCUUUAAUCUAACUGUGAUUUUUUUUUCGCGUGUUCCUCUUCUAUUCUUGACUACUGAAAUGUAUAUAAUGACUAGGUUAACUGCCAGAAUGCCAGUCAAGCUGCCAAGGUGGGGCGAAGAAUAGAGAUGGGGGUGGAAUAAUGAGGGAGGGAGUGUGGAGCUCUUCUUGCAGGACAAACUUAGAAAUAGAAGUAAAAACUUGAAACCCAAAGCUGCAGUAAAUUAAGCUGAAGGACAUUAAAUGUACCUUAGUGGAGCCAAAAACAAAUCCAGAGCAGAUGCGGUGUAAGGUUUUUAAUCACUCAGAAGAGCUCCAGAUGGACGGGUUUCAAAUUUUCGACUAUUUUAAGAUGCGAGAACGUCAAUGAGAAGAAACGAAUUUUUCAGAUAUUUAUUCCACAAAUGUGUAUUUUUGUAUGGCUAAGCUCUAUGCAUUGUUUGCUUGUUCAAGGCACCUGGAAGUAUUGCGUUCUUUGCCUGCCCAAGCAUGUCAUUUUCCACAGGCGCUUCUUUGUCUCUCUCUCUUAUUUAAGGGAAGUAUGCUGUUUACAGUAAGCAAGGUUUAGAAAUAAACGUUUAAUAUAAAACUAUAAGCAUUAGAAAUCUCUAAGACCUUGUAAAAUGAUAUUUUCAUGGUAAAGCCAUCUGUUAUAAUGUGUUCGAAUAUUUACAGAAUUCUUUAUGUUGUCAUAAACAUUGUUUAACCGGAUGUAUUCAUGACAUGGACUGUUUGGCAUGUUUUUGCCCUUUAU